AUGAAGAUAGUCAAGUCACCACUCUGUUUGGCGUUCUACUUCGCCUCUCUCUGCUUGACAUCAGAUGGAUUUGUUAACUACGAAAAGGAUGCUAUUACAAUUCUUGGGCUGAAAUCCUUCAAAUCCCUUGAAUCAACCACAAAAUUAGGAUCGCGUCUUCAGGUACAUGGUGUGAAAACAAAAGCGGCUGGGUCAUUGUUCUUGGCUAAAUCUGAGCGUAAUGACAUCGAAAUCAUGGAUGGCACACCAAAGACGGAUGAUUCAUUCUUGGAAGAAUCUGAAUUCACAGACCAAGUUGCCGACAACGAAGUCAUGAAUGAGCAUGGCGGUCUUUUCUCGAGCAUUCUUUUGCUGAAUUUUGUCGCAAUUUUGUGGGGAACACAGCACGCAAUCAUCAAGAAUUUGGUACAAGAUACUACACCCGCCUCCUACUCGUUGCUGCGGUUUGGACUUGCUGCUCUACUUUCAAUUCCGUAUCUUCCUAAACUGCCUUCAAAGAAAAAUGGAGACAACUCGUAUGAUGCUUGGCGUUGGGGAUGUGAAUUAGCAAUAUACCAAUUUCUUGGUUUCGCGUUACAGGCAAUAGGACUAGAAACGACAACGGCAUCACGAUCGGGAUUUCUUCUCUAUCUUAAUGUCAAGUUUGUUCCUCUCUUUUCUUGGCUUAUUUUCAAAAAGUCAAUAUACCCCGCAACGUGGAUUUCUGCACUUUCCGCAUUUAUUGGUACAGCUUUGUUGGCAACAGAUGGUAGUGAAUUUGGGUUUUGUGUAGGAGAUACUUGGAGCAUCGCAGCUGCUGCUUCGUCAGCAAUGUUCAUACUUCGCCUCGAAGAGGCAUCUGCAAGAGUUGAGAACUCUUCUCAAUUGAAUGCUGCUUGUCUAUUGGUUGUCACGAUCCUUUCUUUCGUAUGGGUGACUGCUCAAGGUGAUUCGUCGAUCACGACUUUACUUGACACGGCCACUUCACAUCCCAUAGAGUUGGUAUAUCUUGGAGGCAUCGCAACGGCUCUGACCAACUAUCUUCAGACUCGCGCACAGCAAAAGGUUUCUGCUGAACGCGCAUCGAUUAUAUAUAGUUUGGACCCAGUGUAUGGUGCUUUCUUUUCGUGGCUCUUGCUUCAUGAAACGCUGGGGGGAAUCCAGAGCUACAGUGGAGCUGCUUUGAUUACGGUUGCUGCUGCAACAAACGCCUUUGUCGACUUGGGAUCUGAUUCCGAUGAAUCCGCAAAAGUCCCGUGA
Messenger RNA from Cylindrotheca closterium, 1239 nucleotides. The record is from the annotation of a GenBank genome assembly. NCBI's taxonomy places the organism in Eukaryota, Bacillariophyta, Bacillariophyceae, Bacillariales, Bacillariaceae.